ACACAGUUUCGUUCAGUAGGCUGCGUCGCCGCGAAGCUUACCGAUCGAAGUGGUACUACGUUCGAUUAAUUCCGUCUUGAUUUCCUUCGUUUAUCCAUCCAUCCAUCUUUUCUUUUUUUUCUUUUCUCCCCCUUUUUCUUUUUUCUUUCUUUUUCCUUUUCCUUUUCUUCUUUAUUUUUUGCCUUUUACGAAACGUAAAAUAUUUUUACGUUAAAAUUACCAGCACAGAAAAAUAUGAUAAAUUGUCGAAAAAGUUUGGUUAAGGGACGCCCGUUUGCGAGCUACGUAAUAAGUCGAAACCAUCACGGUUCGCUGCACUAAUUUAAUAUACGUGAAAGAGUGUGUGUGAGAGAGAGAUAGACAGACAGAAUAUAGGUGUUAUGAGCGGUGCUUUAUCCAUGUAUGAUGGUUUGGAGAAAGAAACUACAUCAAAUAAUGCAUUGGAAAGCGGUAGCGGUGCUACCAAAAAGUUGGCCAGAGGAAUUUCUAGAGCGACAGAAAAUGCAGCUAUAGUUUCAUACGCGCGUUCUCAAUUCGCUACAUUAGGUUCUUUGGAUACGCCUGAAUUUACAUUUUCAUUACCGGACUUGUCCGUAUAUCCAGAUUCGUUUCGUCAAUUUCUGGAGAAAGAUUUGAUAGAAGGUGGAUGUUUAUCUUCGUUAGAAGCCGCAGGAAGAUUAAAUUGGUGGUGCAGUGGGAAAAAUGGAAGCAAUAGAGUUCUAUGGCCAUUAGCAACUUCGGGAGAUGGUAAUUGUUUGCUUCAUGCAGCUUCUCUCGGUAUGUGGGGUUUCCACGAUCGAUUGCUUACAUUGAGAGAAACUUUGCAUAAUACAUUGAAUAAGGGAGAGUAUCGACAUGCUCUUUUUAGAAGAUGGAAAUGGCGUCAAAUGGGUUUAAAUGCUGCCGCUGGUUUAUCUUAUACAGAAGCCGAAUGGAUAUCGGAAUGGCAAACCAUAGUAGAUAUGGCAUCACCGAUACUAAGGAAUCAAACAGCUACUUCUUAUCAAAGUCUUGAAGAGGUACAUGUAUUGGCAUUGGCUCAUGUUUUAAGGAGACCUAUAAUAGUAAUAGCUGAAACAAUGUUAAAAGAUGCGGAAGGAGUAGCUUUGGCACCUAUACCAUUCGGAGGUGUAUAUCUUCCGUUGGAAGUAUCAUCUUCUAAUUGUCAUAGAACUCCCUUAUUAUUGGCGUAUCAUUCUGCACACUUCUCACCAUUAGUUACUGUUCAUGGACAUAAUGACAUUGGUGAUGAUAGUAACGAAGGAGUUAGUAUACCUUUGGUUGAUCCUGACACAGGUCAAAUAUUACCAGUUUUAUUUGCUGUAGAUCCUGGUCCUGAUUGGGAUUGGAUCGAAGGAUCACGUGAUUUGUUGCCUUGCGAGCAAAGCACGAUGGAGAUAUUGAUAAGAGAUUAUUUAGACUGCGAAUAUGUUAAUUUCACAUCGGAAGAAAUUGAUAGGUUGUCCGAUACAGAUGGUUCCUUGUCAAAAACAGCGAAACAAUUGUUAGGUGUUGCGAAACAAUUUGGAUCGAUUGGAAAGUCUAUGAGUAAAAAGUUUUGGUUUACAAAGAGACCGAAAAGUCCACCGUCUUCUUCCAGUGGUAAUUCUACCGAAGGAUUAUUAUGCAUCAAAAUGAAAAGUAGACGUCAUCAAUAUGUCGAUCAGAUGUUACAAAACUACCUCGAAUGUGCCCAUGCCAGGUAUCUUCAAGAUCAUCAAAUAGACGAUACUGGCUGUGAAAUGAAUUACGGUGCAGGCAAAUCAAAAUUCUAUGCAGCGAGUGAUCAUGGUAGUCAUGCAAGUGUCAGCAAAUUAUUACCAACGCAUCCAAAUAAAGACCGUACGCUUUAUCUUUCAAGAUCAACAUUCUAUAACGAUCAUACGUCGCCUGAAAAGGCUGAUCGACAGUCAUGGAAUAGUAAUUUGCGGGCUUGCGUAAAGGAGUGUCGCAGUGAACAUUGCCAAUUUUUUGGCUCACCGGAAAAUGAAUAUUAUUGUUCACAAUGUUGGGCUAAUCGACGUUAUCGCUGAACAAUUUUUCUUUCCUCUUUUUUUGUUUUCUGUCUAUCUUUUUUUUUCUUCUUCCUUGUAACAAAGCAUGACAAUAAUCAUGAUAAAAACCACCGAAUAGCAUACACGUAAAAAAAUUAAGUUCUUCGUUAAUAUGGAUCAUAAAUCCAAUAAUGAAAAGAAAAUUAAUCUUUCUUCGUCGUCACCCUAUAUAUUUCUCUCUCUCUCUUUCUCUUUCUCUCUUUUUCUUUCUCGCUUUAUUUAUUUAUUAACAUUCUCAUUGAUUCAUUAAAAUUAAAAAUGCAUAUCAUACAAUAUGUAUUUAAUAAUCAAAGCCGAUUCACUGUUCUUUAUCGAUCAGAGAACGCCUUUCCUACAUAUAGCCAAAACCAAAAGAAAAAAAGAAAAAAAAAAACACAAUACAAAAAAAGCAAAAAAGUGUUUCAAGAGAUUAUAUAUUUUUCAAAUACUGCUGAUAUAUCAUUAUAUAUAUAUAUAUAUACACACAUACACACACACAUACAUAUAUGUACAUAUAUGUACAUGUGCCUUUUUUGUGUCAUUCAUUAUAAAUAUAAAAUAUAUACAUUUAAAGACUAAUAAUUAACUAACAAUACUCAAUGUGAAUCAGUACAAUGGAUAUAUAUAUAUAUAUAUAUAUAUAUAUAUAUAUAUAUAUGUUCUAUACAUAUAUACUGCAACGACCAUACUAACGAUUUCAUUUACAACGCUCUGUACUUAUUAAUCUUGCUUUGAACAUUUAUUUCUUAUAAUAAUAAUAAUAAUAAUAAUAAUAAUAAUAAAGAAAAAUAAUUAUAUAACAAUAAUAAUAAUAAUAAUACGCGUAUAAUAAAAGAUCGAUUUCAUUCAUCAUAAUUAAUUAUCGAUCAGCCAACGUUGUUCGCAUUGUAAAAUUGUGUGGAAAAUAAAGGAAAAAUAUUUUUUUACACAACGUGUAAUUGUAUGGGUGAAGUUUAUGGUGUUAAGGAUGGUGUAAGAUAACACGAAAGAGGGGUAGGAGUUUAUGAUUAAUGAUUCGUGAGAGAGAAAAUUUUAGUUACAGUUAAUUAGUAUAUACGUCUAAUAUGAAAUUGUAUUAGACGUGAAAUUUAUUGUUAUAAUGAUCAUUUAAUAAUUUAUAUAUAUAGGACUUCUAUUUUAAAUAUUAAUUUUUAAUUGUCAAUGUGGAUAUAUGGGUAUAUAUCUUUUUUUUUUUUUUAAUUUAAAUUUUUAAUGAUAUACAAUUAUUAUUAAUUACAGUAUUUAAUAAAAAAAAUAUAUAUAUAUAUAUAUUAUAUUAUAUUAUAUAAUUAGAAAAUUGAUAAUGAAACAAACAAAAAUAUAUAUAUAUAUAUGCCUGUUUUUAUAUUUAUUGUUAUAAUAUAUUAGUUUAAUUUUAAUAUUAUUUUUGAUCGAUAUUAGUUUCAUAUUAAAUUAAUUAAACAAAAUAUAUAGAAAUAAUAAUAAAAGUAAAAUAAAAUUUUCGAAAAGAAAAAGAAAUUUCAUUUUGAUAUAUUAAAUUUUGAUUAAAUUCAUUUUUGAAUAUUUAUUUUAAUAUAUAAAUAUAUUUAUAAUUACUAUAUUAUAUAAAAAUUAAUUGGAAAAUUGUGUGUGUGUGUCUGUGUGAAUAAAAAUAAAAUUAGAAUUAAAGUUAGUGUUACGUUUUCUUUUUUUUUUUCUUUUUUGUUUAGUAUUAAUUAACAAAUGUAUAUUAUAAAUAUCUUUUUAUUUUUAUCACAAUAAUAAUCAUAAUAUAAUUACAAUAUUUAUUUCAAUUGAAAUUGAUCGUUUAUGUAUCUGUGUAAAUGAAAAAAAGAAUGAAAUUAAAAUUUCAAUAUUAAAAUAAUCAAUCAAUAAUUAAUAUAUUUACAUUAAUAUAUACAAUAUAUUCUAUCAAUUGAUAACGUCAUAAUAAACAUAAUAUUAUAAUAAAAUCAAUAUACACAUAUACAUACAUACAAUAUCUUUUUAUUAAUAAACAAACACCAUAAUAAAAAAAUAAAAAAGUAAGAAAAAUUAUAAUAAUUAUAUUAAAAAUUUCUUCAAAUUAAUCUAAACAUUUUUUAUUAUUUUAUUUAUUAUUUAUUUAUUUAUAUUAAAUUAAUUCACCCAAUUAUUUCUAUUUUCUCUCUCUCUCUCUCUCUCUCUCUGAUGAAUGCCAAAAGCAAUUUUACACAUAUACACACAGAUACAAACGUAGAACAUUACUAGUAAGAAACUGAGCGUAAUUUGUGGUUUGUAAUACCGUUCUCGUCGUUUGUAACGUCGUUCGGGACAUGUAAGUACGUUAAAACAGAGAAAAGGGGUGGUAAAGAGGAGAAAUGGGGGUUGAGAAGCUGAAAGGAUAAGGGUGGAGGUAUAGUAACCGCAUUUUCCACAUAUAAGAGAUGUUUUCCAACCAUUUAAUGAAAUCAACAUACACAUACACACUUCUAUUUAAAGAAAAAUAUUAGAGUAAUUAAAUAAUUUUAUUUUUCAGUAUUAAUGUAUUAAACUAAUUAAAUAAUAAUUUUUUUUGUUAGAUAAAUGAAGGAAAAAAAAUGAAGCUAUUAAAGAUUUGAAUAAAUUGCAUGGAGUUAAUGCAUUAUGCAGUAGGAUUAAGGGUUGUUUCGAAAAAGGGGAUGCAUUCAUUUUGCACAGGUCGGUCAUAAGGUUACUUUGGCGUAGUAGAGGGUGGGAGAGAGGGGUAAGAAAAGUUUCGUGGGAUGGGGGUUGAAGUUACUAUACUUUGGGGACUUGUAAGAAUGUUUUCGACGAAUUCUUUGAAAACAUUUUCUCGUUACCUCCCUUUUCUGGCGCAUGGAUUUGAAAUUUUUAUGAUGAAACUUAAAAAAAAAAGAAGAUAAAAGAAAAAGAAGAAAAAAAAAAAUAGGAAAAAAGAAUCUAGGGCCGUCUUGGGAGUAAUUCGAAAGAAAUUGGACAUUCGUUUUCAUUUUUUUUUUCUCUUCUUUUAUCUUAUUUUAUUUUUUUUUUUUCCUACAUUUUAUUAGGACCCAACGAUAGAAAUUACGAGUUCAAAAAUUAUAAAAAAAGGUUUGAAAGAAAGGAUUAUUAUUUAAAGUUUGUCACGAUUGAAAUUAAUUUUACAUAUUUCAUUAUUUAAUUUGAAAGUUAGAAAAAAGACUAUUAUUAUUGUUAAUUUUAAUUUUGAAUUACUUCAUUUGGGAAAAGAAAUAAAUAAAGUAUUAUUAUUUUUAAUUGAAAUUAUUAUUAUUAUUAUUAUUUACUUUUCUUUUUUUUUUUUAAACGGAAAUAUUACUAUCAUUGAUUUAGAUUAUUUAAUUAAAAAAAUAAAAAAGAUUAUCAUUUGUAAUAUAAAUUAUUAUAAGUUUUUGUUUAUUUUAUCUCUCUCUCUCUCUCUCUCUCUCUCUCUUUUAUCUAUUUCUCUGUUACAUUUUUUAUUUUUUGUUUUUCUUUUUUCCUUUCUUUUUCUUUUUUUAUACGUCAACUUCGUUACCGGAGAAAAGUAAAUUCCGAGGAAAAAGAGGGUCGUAUUCUGUUAUAAGGGUGAAGAGAUAGUAACACAGGGGGUAAAAUGGGAGCAACGUUGGGGAAGCAAACAGGGAGAGGACUGAGGUGCCGGCCAAACAAAGAUAAAGGUGUACCAAAGGGCAAAAAAGAAUUGCUAAGAAAGAAAAAAAAAAAAAAGAAAAUAAAAGAAGAAUUUCCCUUAUUAUUUCUUUUUUUUUCUCCCUCGAUAAACUUACACAAUUACACAGGUAAGAGUUUUCUUUUUUUUCUAAUAUAUUCCAUAAGAAAAUAAUUUUUUUGGAAUAUAUUAAAAAAGGGAUGGGGUUGGAUAUUUAUGUUUAGCGAAAACGAUGAUUCAAAACGUUGGACUGAACGCUUAUUUUUUUGGGGAUGAAGUGGGGGUGGAUGGGUUGCGAAAUUUUUUAUAUUUUUAUCUUGAUUUUAUUCUAUUAUUUUCUUUUUAUAAAUAUAAAUUUUGUAAUAUGUACAAUAAAAUAUUUAACAUUAUUAUUAUUAUUACACACACACACACACACACACACAUAUAUAUAUAUAUAUAUAUAUGAUUUUUAAUAAUUAAUUUACUUUAGUUCUCCGUAAAAAAGAUGAUCAAGAAUAUUUAGUAAAUUAUUAAAAAAAAUAAUUCAUUAUUAUUAUUAUAAUUAUUAUAAAUCAAUUUAAUCAGAAAUAACGAGUUAGUUUCUCUGAAACAACCCUUACCUAUCUACAAAAAUCCAAUUAAAAAAUAAAAAUUCUAAUUUCCAAUAAGCCUCCCUUAAAAUUUAUACAUUACGAUCUUACUUACUUUACGAAUUUAUUUUUUACAAACAUAUAAUUAUUUCAUAAAAAAAAUAUUCUCCACGAAUAGUUUUUAGUAUAGAUCUAAAAAAAAAAAGGAAAGAAAAAAGGACAAAGAGAAAAAACGAACCGCGACAAUUUUCGUUCAAAUUGGUCGAUGAGAGGGAAAGAAGAUAGGGUAGGGAUGAUAGAAGAGGGGGUGGAAAAUGAAAAUUGAUAGGAAAACACUACCACCGGAACUUUUCUCACCUUUCUUUGAUUCUCGACCAUUACUGAUAUUGCCUAGACAGUAACGGUAAAAAAUUGCAUGAUCUUUAGGAAGACCCACCCCCGUUUCAACCCUCACCCUUUGUCUCUCUCUCUCUCUCUCUCUUUUUUAUAUUUUUUUCUUUUUUUAUUUUUUUUUAUUUUACACCGGUCGAUUCCCUCUGCUGAGAAGAGAAGAAGAAGUGGUAGAUACGAGUUUAGGAAGGACGGAGGGGUGGGGGUGAGAGAGUGAAACGAGGGUUGAAUGGCCGUUCGCUAAAUUAUCGGGUAGAAAGAGGGAAAUCGGCUGCAAUCCUUGAGCGGCCAGCCGCAAAUACCGAAUAUGUGUGUGUAUGUGUGUAUACAUAUAUAUAUAUAUAUAUAUAUAUAUAUUAUAUACACACACAUUGAGAAUUUUACUCGCACAUGUAUACACAUAUAGGGUGAUCAAAAAUUUCAUAGGUGAAGAUGAAAAUGGGAUUGGAAGGGAGAUAGAUAUCGAAAACGCGAAGUAGUUCUCAGGUGGUUAGAAAAAAUAGAAUUAUUUCACCCUCUGAUAUCGUUUUAAUCAUUUUUUUUUUCUUUUCUCGAUCAGACGAUAAAAUGUAAAUAUUACUGAACUAUGUCACGAAUUAUCGAUCAAUUAAUUAGUCGAUAUUAUAUUUUGCUUCUUUUUUUUUUUUUUUUUUUUUUAUAAAGUUUCGUAAGGUAGUAAUUAAUUUUUAAUAUCGUUUAAGUACUUUUGAUUUUUCCCCCACCCAAGAAAUGUUUGUUCACCCUAUAUAUAUAUAUAUAUAUAUAUGUAUAUGUGUAUCUCUCUUUACCUAUUCAUCUUCCCUUUUCUCUCUAUCCCUCGACUGCGCACGUUCACCCCUCACUAACCACCCCUACGUCUCCACCACCCCUACCUUUUCGUUCUCAGUUAACUCACCCUCUCGUUCUCUCGUCGAUCUGCUCAUCGGAAAUCAUUGCCACGCCGCCAUUGUCAGCCGUCGAGGCACAUUAGAUUGGCUUCGACCCAAUACUAUCACCGAUUUCCCAAUUCAUCCCUUGUAGAAUCGCAUUAUUCGGAUUAUUCGAUAGCCGUCGCGCGUCGCUUGGCAAGAUCGAAAGGAGGACUUUACGAACGUGGGGUUGUCCGAGAUUUUCGUAAAAAAAGCUCUCGUUAGACUUUUACCAUCCUAUUUCUAUGUUAAAUAUAUAUAUAUAUAUAUAUAAAUGUAUAUGUGUGUAUGGAUAUAUGUAUUUGUAUAUGUAUAGUAUUCUUUGAUAAAAAAUACGCAAGAUAAAGAAUGAUAAUUAAUAAUAAUUAAUAAUAAAUAAUGACAUAUUGAUAUAUAAUAUAUUAUAUAUAUAAUAUAAUAAUAAUUUUUUGAUGGAGUGACUCUCUCUCUCUCUCUCUCUUUUUCUUUGUGUCUCUUACAUUUAUAAUAUGAUCCAUAGAUCCACAGAUGUGUAUGUGAAUGAGAUUUAUCAUUGGAUCAUUUAGGGAAUAAAUAAGAGUACGAUUAAUCAUCAAGGAUACAAUCGUUAUUAUUUCAGGAUACAAAUCAAUUUUGAUUACUUUAUUAAUUAAUUAAUUAUUCUAUGAAAUAAAAAAUUGUCUUUCCGUUAAUUAAUUCUCUUGAUCGUUCAAAUAUAUAACGAACAAAAAUUCAUAUAUUACGAUUUUAUUUAUAUAAUUAUUUUUUUGAUAUCUAUAAUUAAAUUUUUUCUUUUUCUUUUCGUUACAUUUUAAAUUGAACAAAUAAACACAAUUAUAUGAAUUUCUUGCAAUUAUUAAAUCAUAUAUAUAUAUAAAGAAAUUUAUACAAAAAUGUCGUAUUAAACAAAUCAAUCGUCAAGCAAUGAUCCACGAUCCAAAUAGAUCCUUUCUCUUAUCUCUUCUUCUUUUUUUUUUCUUUUUCGUUAAAUCUAAAUCAUUGUUCAGAUAGAUCAAACCGAGAGAGAAUCUCACCGAACAGAUUUUUCAUCCCUCGUACCUCCCCCACCGAUAAGAGGGGAUGAUGAAAGCUAGAGUAACCAUAGAUGGAUAAUAAGGGAUGAAAAAUGGACGAGUUGUGGAUGAGCAGUAGGAUGGUGAUUGAGAUGAGGUGAAGAGUUGGAUUGGUGGAUAGGGAUGGGGGUGGAAUAAGGGUGGAAUAGGGGGUGGGAGUCGGAGUAGAACAUUUGAUACCGUUUUCCUUCCAAACGCGAAUGAAAUUUUAAUAUUUUAUUAGCUAACAUUUCUAGGAAUUCUACACGCCAUGUUCCUGUCUUCUUCCCUCCCUCCCCCACCCCUCCUCCUUCACCCUUCCCUCCCCCUUGCCACCCAUCCUCUUCCACACUUUUUUCUUCUUUUCAAGGCCGUCAGAGUUUUUUUCGAGGAAGGAUGGGAUAGUUGUUUGAAGGAGAAGAAGAGGGAUAUUAAAUAUCUUCGGGGGAUGAAUGGUGAGGAUGGUUAGAGGGUGGUUAGGGGUUAGGAAGGGGAGAAGGAGAUAGAUAGUGAAAAAAUUCGUUGGGAUGUCUGCGGAAACGUAUUUGAAUCUUUUAACAGUGCCUAGAGGCUUCGAAAGCAUUGACCAACUGGUAUGCAGAAAAAAGGAAGUAGAUAGAGGGAUGGAGGGUAGAAGAGAGAGAGAGAGAGAGAGAGAGAGAGAGAGAGAUAGAUAAAGAAAUGAGGAUAGUGAUAAUAAAUAUUUUAUAACAAGUAUUCUCAAUAUUUUAUCUUCGCGUAACACGCUAUAUGUCUUUACUUACGUAAAUGAUGUAACUCAGUUGUAUACACUUGUAGAGAUUGAUAAAAUUGUAUUUAUUUAUCGUAUCUCUGAUAAAAUGUAUGUAUAAAAAAAUAAGAGAGAGACAGAAAUAUUUUUUAUUUAUAAUUUAUUGUAUAUAAGUGUAUAUAUGUUUGGAAAGUAAGUUGACGAUAACAUGAACAUAUAAACAUGUUCUUCAUAAAUAUGUACACAUGAACAUGUUUUUCACGAAGAUGAAUAUGAACAGACGAAUAUGAACAUGUGAAGUUGAAUAUAUGAACAGGAAUGUAUGAACAUGAACGUAGAAAUGAAUAUACGAAGAUAUGUAUAUGUAUGUGUAUAAAUAAGAGAAAAUAAAAUGUGUUGGAGGGGGUUGCAUUCGCCGUAGACUUGAA
Messenger RNA from Vespula vulgaris, 9660 nucleotides. Its product is annotated as OTU domain-containing protein 7B-like. NCBI's taxonomy places the organism in Eukaryota, Metazoa, Arthropoda, Insecta, Hymenoptera, Vespidae. Gene Ontology annotation, molecular function: K63-linked polyubiquitin modification-dependent protein binding; DNA binding; zinc ion binding. The record is from RefSeq and is a predicted model, not a curated record. Gene Ontology annotation, cellular component: nucleus; cytoplasm. The coding region runs from base 381 to 2033 and encodes 550 amino acids. The transcript is spliced from 9 exons. Gene Ontology annotation, biological process: protein K11-linked deubiquitination; protein K63-linked deubiquitination; protein deubiquitination involved in ubiquitin-dependent protein catabolic process.